AGAAAGAAAUUUGCUUUGUUUGCAGGUGCUAAAAAGAAAUUUGUUUUGUUAUGGGAAGCAUUUUGAGGUGCAGACAGAGAAAUCAACAGUUUCCCGGCUGAUGCUUAGUGAAAAUGAAAUUGGGGUUAGCUGUCACUUAGCUGGAUUCAACGGUAAGGAAUCUCCUCUUUAUUGUCAUCAAUGUUUAUGGUAUUGGUGCAGUGUAUCUGUUUCAACAUUGCUUUCUCGGAGAUCUCCAUUCCAGGUAAGGUCUUCUGGCCCUUAUAUGAGUUCAUGACCAAUUAAGUGUGCCCUAUGGUGUAACUGGGGACCACAUGUCCACUAAUUCAAGUGGGAUCAAUCAUCAACUUACUAUGAAAGCAGUUGGUGGGAAAUAUUCCUAGAGGUCCCAAAUGAAAAAAACCCAGAAAAGAAGGACAAAAGGCCCAAUUUUGGGGGCACUCACAGCAUAGGCACUGCGUAGGUCCCAAAUUCAACCCAUUUGGUCCAUGUGGGGCAGCUAUAUUGUAUCUUCAAAAGAUGGAGAAGAAAAAAAGUCGAAGCUUGGAAUAUGCUUUCCACCGGCCUUAUCAAGCUCUGUCCAAUUGUAUUCGAGUCUUCCCCUCUUGCAUGUUCUCUUGCCUGUUAUUUUCCCUUUGCUCUUUAGCUGAUAUUUUGUUAUCCAAAUUCUUCUAUUUUUAAUUAAUUAGUUAAUAUAGUUAGAUUUUGAGUUUGUGGAUCAUUUCUUGAUUUUUAUAGUGUUACUUUUGAUGUGGGUAUAGGGAAAAGAAUUUAUGAAAUUAAAGGAAAGUUUCUGCAUCAUUCAUUCUGAUCUUAUGUAUUCAUCACUUGUUAUCAUAUUGGGACCCGAAAAUGAAAUGUGGAAGUGGAA
This is a messenger RNA of Rubroshorea leprosula, 871 nucleotides long. NCBI's taxonomy places the organism in Eukaryota, Viridiplantae, Streptophyta, Magnoliopsida, Malvales, Dipterocarpaceae. The record is from the annotation of a GenBank genome assembly.